Messenger RNA from Moneuplotes crassus, 1634 nucleotides. NCBI's taxonomy places the organism in Eukaryota, Ciliophora, Spirotrichea, Euplotida, Euplotidae. The record is from the annotation of a GenBank genome assembly.
AAUCAUAUCGAAUCAUAAAGAAAUGGAUGAAAUUAGGAGCAGCAGAGAGAAUGAAAUGUUGGAAGAUGAGCUUAGAAGAAUGAGAGAUGAGAAAGCAGCAGGCUACUUUGAUUCAGAAAGUUCAUACGUCUCAAGUGAUGAUGAGCUUCCAGACCCCAACAAUUAUAAAGGAAUAUUUUAUGGUCAAGAAGAAGAGAAAUACAUAGAUCCCACCACUGGAGCUCAUUUUAGACAUGAAGAAAUAUGUGGUCUCAUGCAAGCUGUCAUUCAGGAAAGAAACUCAGUUCAAGAAAGACUCAAGGAACAACUCAUUUUCCAAAAAGAUAGAGGAAGAGAAUCUGAUCUGUACAAGACAUCUGAUAAUUUUAAAAGAAUGAGAAACCGGGGUCUUAACAAAAGUGAAGAGAGCAAAUAAGAUAUCUAUUGUAAAUGUUAAAGAGGCUCUCAACCUCCCUCAAAAAGAUAGCUUCCAAAAUGUUAGGAACAACAUGAUAAAACUCAACACUGAUACCAAUAAUCUAGUGUCAAAGGGAAAAGGAAAUAAACUGAUCUCUAAAGAAAGAGCCCAAACUGGAUACUACGACGAAACUUCAGUAGCCAAAGGGAGCACUAGAAUAGAGCUCAACUCAGAAGAUCUCUCAAGGAGAAGUCAGUUCACUAAACCGAGUGCGAUGUACAAUAAUAUUAUCAAAGACAAAUCAGAAAACAGGAGUAAUGAUCAUAGCAGGAAUUUGAGUAAAAGAAAUUUCAAGCAGGUGAUAUCAGGCAGGGCAAACAAGAGUGCCUCUAAGAAUCAAGAUCCUUCGCAUACAUACAAGAAUAAGUCCUUUUUAGAAAAAUCCAGGAACUCACAGCGUAAGAAGAACUCGUGUGCUUUGAAAUCCUCAGAGGUCGAGAAAAUGUUUAAAAAUAUCAAACAUACAAGGAACAAUAAAAUCAUCGUAGAUUCCAAGAAAAGCAGGAAUAAAAAUAAGUUCUUCAAUAAGUCGCAGAUAGGCACAAAGACUAAUAAGACAAUGAAGGACAGGACGAGUAAAAACUUCUAUAAAGACGGUUCAAAAGUAUCUCAAUUCACACGAUUCUUACAAAACUACCAAAGGAUGAGAGAAUCCAGCGCUAAAACUAACGACUCUGUGAAAAAGCGUUCACCCUUUAACAAGCAUCAUAUGCUGAUAGAUAUUGGCUCGAAGAACUCAAAAAAACCUAAAACAAAAGCCUUCUUUCCCAAAUCACAAAAAUCUCAAAAAUCAAAAGAGACUCAUAAUACUUGACUCUAUCCCAAAACCUACUCAAAUAAUCUCCAAAGUUCGAAAUACAAAAACUUACAUAGGAAAUCACAAUAUUCCAGCCAUUUCAAACACGAAAACUCGUCUGGAACUUACCAGAUUAUAGCUAAUAAUAGCGCCUCACCCGAUUACAACACUAACAGAUCAAGAGUUCUUCAGAAGACGCCUAAGGAUAAGAGCCCAUACACGAAGAGAAUGGUGCUGAAGAGAGCAAGAAGGAAUAAGUCUAAAAACAAUCUGAACAAAGUCACUUCACUGACCAUCAAUAAUUAUCAUUGUAAAGGAGUUAAGAUCGGCGUGCCCCAAAGUAAUGUUAAUGCUAUUAAGCAAAAAUACUUUUAGAGCUAA